Durusdinium trenchii is the source of this 228-nucleotide messenger RNA. Lineage: Eukaryota; Dinophyceae; Suessiales; Symbiodiniaceae. The record is from the annotation of a GenBank genome assembly.
AUGGACAGUGUUCGAGCUGGACCCUUUGGACAGCUUUUCCGCCCAGACAACUUUGUUUUCGGCCAGACCGGAGCUGGAAACAAUUGGGCGAAGGGACACUACACCGAGGGAGCCGAGCUCAUUGACUCAGUCUUGGAUGUCGUUCGCAAAGAAGCCGAAACCUGCCUGCGCAGUGCCCAUGUUGCUUUGUUCACGGUAGUAUUGCAUACUACUCUGAGCUUUUUGUAG